AUGGAAGCCGACUUAGAUGAUUUGUAUCAAAGGCUUUCCCUGACCGAACAGGAGAAUGAGGCUGUGGUGGUGGAAUCGGGUGAUUUGGAGGAAUCUUCCCUGUGUAAUGGUAAGGGUCUCGUUUUAUCCCUUUUCACUGAAAAACAUUUUAAUCGGGAGGCUUUCAAGGUCACGAUGAAGAGAGCUUGGAGAUUGGUGCGUGGGGUGAAAUUCCGUGACCUUCACUCCAAUAUUUUUUUGGCCAAUUUUGAAGAUUUGCGUGAUAAAGAGAAGGUGCUAAGAGAAGGCCCCUGGUCCUUCGAUAAGCACCUCCUUUUAGUCCAGGAAGUGGACGGCAAUAAGCAGGUUCAGCAAAUAAAAAUCCGAGAAGCAUCCUUUUGGGUCCGUCUACAUGACCUCCCUCUUCGAGCUCGGAAUGAUCGAGUAGGCCAUCGUAUUGGGGCGAAAAUCGGGAGGGUGCUAGAAGUUGAUUUGGAUUCUGGUGAGUUAGCGUGGGGGGACUUCCUUCGGGUUCGAGUGUCACUGGAUAUAAGAAAGCCUUUGCUAAGGGGCACCCGAUUUUCCAUGGGUUUUGAAGAUUCAUGUUGGGUGCGAUUUUCGUAUGAGCGAUUAUCUACUUUCUGUUUUUAUUGUGGUUGUCUGGGUCAUGGAGAUAGGGAGUGUGAACGUAAAACACAAGCAGUUCCGGGUGCCUCUGAUGAUUCUUUCCCAUAUGGUUCCUGGCUAAGGGCUUCUAGUUAUGGGGACUUAUUUCGCGAUGGGCGAACUUGGACUCAACGAGUUGGAUUGUGA
Messenger RNA from Carya illinoinensis, 792 nucleotides. RefSeq lists its product as uncharacterized. The record is from RefSeq and is a predicted model, not a curated record. Gene Ontology annotation, molecular function: zinc ion binding; nucleic acid binding. The transcript has a single exon. Lineage: Eukaryota; Viridiplantae; Streptophyta; Magnoliopsida; Fagales; Juglandaceae. The coding region runs from base 1 to 792 and encodes 263 amino acids.